AUGAAAUUGCACACGCCUGAUGUGUUCAAAUGUGAGUACUGUGCAAAAACGUUUCAAUUUGGACAAAGCCUUGAGGCACACCUUUUGAGUCACACGUCUGAGAAGAAUUUGUCGUGUGAUUCUUGUGGGUUCCAUACUAAGUUUGUUAGCCAUAUGAUAGCGCAUAAGAGAAUUCACGCGGCUGAACUUCAUCGAUGUUCCUACCCUCAUUGCAAAUAUACAACAUCGAAGAAAGCUCAAUUAUUAAGCCAUGCAAAAAGUCAUAACGGUGCAAGGCCUCAUACUUGUGGCGUUUGCGGACGAGGUUUUAUGGAAAAAUCUCAUUUAGUACGUCACGAACGAAUCCAUUUAGAAGAGAAACCAUUUAAAUGUUCCCAUUGUGACUAUGCCAGUUCAAGAAGGGAUAAAUUAAAGGAACACUACACUAGACAUCAUGGAGAAAACGCAUCGGCCAAAGUUCCAUAUAAAGCAAGGCCAUUAAGGACAAACGGAAGUGCGGCUAAAUCCCGUGCAACCAAUCAAGAUAUUUCAUCAACUACAUCGAACACAAAUAGUAAUAAUUUUACUCAUACAAAUAGUACGUCUGUAGCCCCGUCGAAUCAGGAAGUGAGUUCGGAUAUUCAUGAAUUAAUUAUGCAACAUCAGAGUCAUUCUACGUCAACUGCUACCAAUUUAACAGUAUUAAACUCAACCUAUCAUCAUUUUGGCGCAAGUGAUGCUAGCGAUUUCCAUCAAGCCCAUACCGCACACGCACAACUGGCAAAUGCAAAUAAUAUAACUCAUCGAUCAGGUACUGCUGGUAAUAACACACAGCAAACCAAUAAUGCCAUCGUAAAUCAUCAUAUGCUGACCACGGCUACUGCAAGGUCUAAUCCUUCCACUGCUACAUCUACUGCGGCCGCGGUAGCUGCAGCUAUGAUGUUGGAUCCCAGAUUCCAUCAUAAUUCUUCAGUACCAUAUCAUCCUCCAAGCACACCAGUAUCUAUGGCCAUGGCCGUCGUUCAGUCAUCUCAGAUCCAAUCUUCAAAUCAACAGUCUCUACAGAAUUGUAUGCCGUUAUUUUAG
Psylliodes chrysocephalus is the source of this 1065-nucleotide messenger RNA. The record is from the annotation of a GenBank genome assembly. NCBI's taxonomy places the organism in Eukaryota, Metazoa, Arthropoda, Insecta, Coleoptera, Chrysomelidae.